Ornithodoros turicata is the source of this 2469-nucleotide messenger RNA. It is a transcript of the gene TAF1B, whose product is annotated as TATA box-binding protein-associated factor RNA polymerase I subunit B-like. The record is from RefSeq and is a predicted model, not a curated record. NCBI's taxonomy places the organism in Eukaryota, Metazoa, Arthropoda, Arachnida, Ixodida, Argasidae. Gene Ontology annotation, molecular function: RNA polymerase I core promoter sequence-specific DNA binding. Gene Ontology annotation, cellular component: RNA polymerase transcription factor SL1 complex; RNA polymerase I core factor complex. Gene Ontology annotation, biological process: nucleolar large rRNA transcription by RNA polymerase I; RNA polymerase I preinitiation complex assembly. The transcript has 4 exons. Bases 393 to 2261 code for a protein of 622 amino acids.
CUAAUAUUUUAUUGAAGGUGUUCCCGUCAUUAUGUCAAAAAAUUAAUUAUUUAGUCUAGUCUUUUUGUGCAACAAAAUGUAUGAGUAUCUGAGUCCCAUUUCUUUUCUACGCGAGCCUCGGCUGCUCGCCACAAAUGACGCUGCGGUGCUGGCGUUUCAGAUGCGCGCGCGUUGUUUAUGUGAGGAUUUUCAUGGAUUGCUACUGAAGCUGUUCGUAGGUAGGAUUCCCAUACCUUAACCUUUCCAAGAAUCUUGACUGUCGCACACGAAAGAAGCGCUCGCCCUGCUACAAACGCUUGGGCUUUCCUGAAUGUGAACCAGAUUUUAACACAUGAGCACGACCACGACUCGUGGAACAGUGCGAAGAAAGAACUGCCCUGUAAAAACCUACUAUGGUAUUCUGCGUGACGUGUGGCGGAGGAAACUUCGAAGAAAUCGCAGGGCACUUUUACUGCGCUGAGUGCAAUACACAGAGCCAGGAGCUGCGCGUUGAGGAACUCGAAGAAAACUUUUCGGACCAGCCGUCAUUCGGGCACGGUACGCAUACGCCGAAGAAGCGUGGUCGUGGCGUUGACGACGUCAAGCGAGAAGAGGUGUUUUCUCACGAAAUAUUUAGUGACGUGUUGUUGGCGCAGCUCGACGUAUUAGAAAAACUCGGAGCAUCGCCGCUGCUCCGGGAAGUGGUGCGGACGUUGUGGCUUACAUUCCUACAUCGGUGUGAACUAGCCUUUUUGAGCCAGAACCCGGAUGAAGAUAUAGCCCCUCGUUUGGGCGCUACCAAUCACCAGCGAGACCUUCUGCUUUCGUUGAAACGGGAACCACGAGAGAACAUUCGCUGUGCCCUUCGGGCCCUUGGCAUCCGAACUCGGGUCUUCCAGCCUAAGGGCAGACGCUCGCGCACGGCAGACGUGGACUACGACGAAGACAAUCCCCCAGAUGAAGCUGACGAGGUUCCCGAGGAAGCAAAACCCAAGUUAUACUCCGACGGUGCAGCUGAAUUUUUGUCCUGGGCUAAAAAGCAUGGAGUGAAGACAAACAAGGCACAAAUGAACGUCCUUCUGCGCGACGCUUUCCUGGACCUGCGCAAGCUACUCGCUUUCUUGCACUUGGGGUGCCUCGUUGCUCAGGAGCCCAUCCUAUUGGGCGAUCUCCUUUUCUGGGCUGCGCAAGGCCACUUGCCUUAUCAGCAUCCUUGCACAGGGCACAUGUCAGCAGCCUUGCUGCACAGAGCAGCUCCACCAAAGGCACCACAGGUGUCUUACGAGGCUGGACGACUGGCGCGCUUCCUCGACUCCCCCAAGGAACUGGACGCACGGCCACUGCAGCCGUUAAUAGCCCGUUACGUUCUCGACCUGAAUCUUCCGUUGGAAAUUUUGGUAUUGAGCAGGUGGUUACUGGACAGCUGGCCUAUCCUUAAUUCGCAACCGUGGACGUCUCGUAAGCCGUUGCGAUCCGUCGCAUUUCCUGCGGAGGAAGUGCGUGCAACGGCGUUGCUCCUCGUUCUGCUCAAGCUGACGCUCGGCCUCGACGGGGCACGCGAGCAAGAACUGUCGCUCGAGGCUGACAGAAUCAACGAGGCUUCGAAGCUGCACCUGUUCUCGUGGCUGCGCUGGGAGAAGCAAGAGAGGCUACGGGCAACAGUGCUCACGGACUGCUGCUUCUUCCCCAAGCUGGGAGACGCUUUCUGCGCAGCUAAUUUACCGUCAAGUGCGUCCGACCGGGUCACAGAGGGCAAGGAUGCGGCGCUGAGGCAAGGGAUGCAAUCCUGCCUGGGUAGCCUGCGUCGUAAGGACCAUCGCGUCCCGCUUCCACCACCUUCGAGCUUCCCUUUCUCUGCGGACGUAAAGUUACACGAUAGGGUGUACCAACGGCAGGACUUCACGCAGGAUCAUGUGCUGUACUUUUUGGGUGUACCGCUUUGUGGUCACUUGUUUGAUGAAGUUCACGCUGACUACUGGGUCCUGCACAGCAACCAACAAUACUCUUUGCUGAUCAAGCCCUUUCUGCCAAGGUCGUUUGCUUGGAUUCUGAAACUUUUGUCAGCCAUUAUAGGUUGCAAGUGUGACCACUUGUACCAGGAGAUAGUGAGAGUGGAAAAAGCCAUCUUCUUCAAUAAGACGAUCCACAGCAGGUUUCACGAAGGCUGGAAACGAGACAGACUGUACGAUGACUUCCUUGAAAAGCUUCGUGCUUCCUUGAAGGAACGACAUUGCAGAACUAAAAGUGAAACCAGUGGUAGAGCAUCUGAUGCUCUACUUUGAGAACUUCAGAAAUAUUUGUGAUGGUGUCACGAUGCGGGUCAACUAUCACAUUAAAUGGUGCUUCCAUAUGUAAAUACUAUUGAGACAUACUGAGAGAGUGAAAACAACGCUGGAGGACAAUAUGUACGUAUGCAUACAAUGUACGAUAUGUAUGAUCAUUUAAAAUGAGUUACAUUUCGGUGAGAACAGAACAAAGGAUAAGAAGUGA